UGCUUUUUUUUCAGGAGUAGAUUUGCCGUUUUUAACUUGUCUUUGUUACGUUGGAAGACUUCUUUAAUGCAUAGAAGUUAAAAUUUGACCCAUCCAGAAGAACUAAUUAAAAACCAGAAAGUUAGGUGGAAAGUGUGCUCGUUUUGGCUUUUUAUUGAUAAAUCGUUGAUUCUUUUACGAAGGGAGCUGGGCCACGGGAAGUCCAUUGGUUGACGGGGCUUUCGUCUUCUCCGCGGUUUCCGGGUUUCAGGCCGACUGCUAGUUUGUAGCAACAGCUACUUCUGAUUUUCGUACUCAGCUUUCGGCUGACGCGAUUUCUUGAGAUCCUUUCGGCUUUUCCUGUUGAAGUUUGAAGUUAAAUUCCAGUCUUUGGAACAAACAUGUCAUCUGCCCAAAUGUUUUGCCGACUGCUAUAAAUGCGGUAUAGCUAUGAGAAGAUUCCUGAAAACCUGCGCUUAAUGGAUUGCUCCCCUAACUGCAACGACAAGAAAAGUCUGAAGAGGUGGUUCUUCAUUGAUAAAAUGGUCGGGUAGAUGUUAAAUUUGUCAAACAAAAGAACCAGAAGCGGCUACAGUUAUUUUUGAACUUUACAUCAAACUUGAGGGUUUCUAGGAUUUGAAACUGGUCAGGCUCCCAUGGAUCUAAAGCCCAACCAUAGUUCUCCUGUUGUAGCUGAUCAAGUCCCUGUGAAUAUGUCAAGACUAGGCAGAUCAGCUAAUUUAGCGCCAUACUCCACAACAUUUUCUUCUACUCUGCAUUUAACCAUUCCCAGAAGAAGAGCUUUCUGUACCAAACUCGAUGAUGUCCGAUCUACCGGCUGGCUGGAUGCCAUGAAAGCUUCAUCGCCUCCUAAUAAAAAGAUCAACAAAGAAAUCAACUUUGAUACCGCUCCUGAAGAUGCUGAUACACUGUAUCUCUCUUGGGUGAGUAUUUAUCCGUCAGCUUUAUCAUCGUUUGAGAAAAUCACAAACUAUGCCAAGGGGAAAAUAGUAGCCCUGUUCUUGGAUUAUGAUGGAACUCUUUCACCUAUUGUGGACAAUCCCGAACAUGCUUUUAUGUCCAGUGCGAUGCGUACUGCUGUCAAAGUUGCUGCAAGUUAUUUUCCAACAGCCAUUAUAAGUGGAAGAAGUCGUGAUAAGGUUCACGGAUUUGUUGGGCUGAAUGAACUCUAUUAUGCUGGUAGCCAUGGUAUGGACAUAAUUGGCCCAGUCAGAGAUUCUAAAUGUGUCUCGAACCAUCCAAACUGCAUUAGAUCCAUGGAUGAACGGGGUAAAGAAGUGAACUUGUUCCAACCUGCAAGUGAGUUUCUACCAAUGAUCGACGAGGUUUUUAGAUUGCUCAUUGAGAAUACUAAGGACAUUAUUGGCUCAAAAGUUGAAAACAACAAAUUUUGCGUCUCUGUACAUUACCGCCUGGUAGAUAUGAAGAGUUGGGAUCUGAUUGCCCAGAGAGUUUUUGAUAUACUCAAAAACUAUCCUCGGCUAAGACUAACUUAUGGGCGGAAGGUUUUAGAAAUCCGCCCUGUUAUAGACUGGAACAAAGGGAAAGCUGUUGAAUUCCUGCUCGAAUCCCUCGGCCUAAAUAAUCGUGAUGAUGUGCUUCCCAUAUAUGUUGGGGACGAUCGUACCGAUGAGGAUGCUUUCAAGGUCUUGAGAGAAGGGAGCAAAGGCUUUGGCAUUUUGGUUUCUUCUGUACCUAAAGAAUCUAACGCCUAUUAUUCACUGAGAGAACCGUCCGAGGUGAUGGAGUUCCUUGUUUCCCUUGUGAGGUGGAAGAGGGCUGAAAUGACUACACAUUGAUUCUUUUUAUUAAAUCUUUAAUCCUAUAUUAUUUAUAAGAGAAUGGUGAAUGUGUAUCGAGGCGUUCAUUUCUGCUACCGAUUUUCUUGUUGCGCAUGUCUGUUGAAGGGAAGAAAGGUCGUGCUUAUU
Molecule: messenger RNA, 1928 nt
Organism: Phalaenopsis equestris
Lineage: Eukaryota; Viridiplantae; Streptophyta; Magnoliopsida; Asparagales; Orchidaceae
Product: probable trehalose-phosphate phosphatase F
Exons: 12
Coding region: 636-1799 (387 amino acids)
Biological process (GO): trehalose biosynthetic process
Molecular function (GO): trehalose-phosphatase activity
Source: RefSeq, a predicted model, not a curated record